Molecule: messenger RNA, 3746 nt
Organism: Porites evermanni
Lineage: Eukaryota; Metazoa; Cnidaria; Anthozoa; Scleractinia; Poritidae
Source: the annotation of a GenBank genome assembly
AUGGCCGAUGAGAGUGAAGUUGUGGCUGAAAUGGCACAGAAAGCCUUUGCUUCAUCUUCCAACUACGAGAAUGUUCGUGCCAAUUAUUCUCGCGAGGCAGUAGAGUUCUUUUUGAGCAAACUUGGUGUGAACUGGGACAACCAUGACAAAGCUGCAGAGAACCAAACAGAUCGCCCUUUUACUAUCUUAGAGGUCGGUUGUGGCACGGGAAAAUUUACUCGCGUCAUGUUAGAAGCGUUGAAAGACAAGAACGUGAGAGUGAUUGCAAGUGAGCCACUGCAAAGCAUGUGUGAGCAGUUAAAACUUAUGGUGCCUGAUACGGAAAUUAUCCAAUGCCCAGCUGAGAAUAUACGUAAGCUGCUUAAAACUCUAUGUUUUGUGCACAAAAACGAUAUCUUACAUGUCAUUUCAUCUCUUUCGAAUUGCUUGCCACCUUCUCCAUUUUUUUUUUAUACUAUGCCCUUGCAGGGCCUCCAAGGCCUCUGCUAGCAGGGAAUUACAGGCCUUUCCCUAACGUGUAUUAUUAAAAUUGUAUCAUUGGAUAAUGCAAUUCUACAGCUCUGAUUAGCUUAGCCAUCAUGGUAUAUGAGCCAUUAGUAAAAUCCAACUAGUGGUGUAUUAUCAAUGCUCCGUUCUGAUUGGUUGAGCUACUACUAGGCUAUUCAGUCGAAGCCUGCUAUUUUGAACUCGGUUAAUUCGAAGUCCCCGCUAUUUCGAAGGAAGAUCGAAUUCCCUUGGAUUUACCCUUCCCCUUUACGCUUCCCCGGUUAUUUCGAAACCCCACUAUUUCGAACUUUUUUCCAUUUCCCUUGGGACUUCGAAAUAGCGGGGUUCGACUGUAUGUUAUAGCCCACUAGUAGCGAAAAGUGCGGGCUUUUUGGUGGCAAAAAAGGAUUAAAGUCUAGCUUUUACCUAGCUAAAUCUUUUUUUAUUCUUAAUAUUUUUGACCAACUAGUUGGAUUUUACUAGAACAAUAUUAUUAUUCCUCUUGCCCUCAUGGCCUCUGAGUCAAUAGCCCAUUUGGCCGAGCUAUUGACUCAGAGCCCAUUCAGGCUCGAGGAAUAAUUGUUAAUUAUACCAUACUCUCCAAAUAUGGUAAUUGUACACAUCUGCUCAAAAAUUAAAAAUAACCUGAAAAUCAGUUGUUUUUACAAAUAAAGUCGGGAAAAAUUCUUGACAUUUUGUGGGUGUUUUUAAUAAAACAAUUAAUCCCCUCACGCUUGUUGGAUAUGAGAUGAUUAUAGCUAACCUGGCAUUACAAACCUUGUUGACUAUCUACCAUCUCAUAUCCAACGUGCACUUGUGGAAUAAUUGUUAAAUAAUAUGAGGCUUAUUUCUCGCAACAUAAUAACAUUCCAUAAAUAUUUCUGGUGUUCACGGUUUUGUGAGUUUCACAGUAAGGGCCGAGGUAUCUAGGGAUAUUUUGAAAAUCAGAGUCUCAGUAAUGGCGUUUCCAGGUGUAUACAAGAGAGGUUUCCCACCGUGGACGCCAUGUUGUUUUCUCAGAAUACAGUCACGCAAGACUGGGAACAAAGCCGUCAAAAUGUCCCUGGCAUUCAAAGACAUCACACAGUUCAAAGGUUUCACAGGUCUAAACCUGUUAGAAUGUGCAUUCAGUGUCGUUACUUCUGGGAAACAGAUGCUCAAUUUUAUUCAAUGAUGCUUAAUAAUUUUUUGUUAGCAAUAAAAUAUUAUGGUAGAAGAAGAUGAAAGUAGCCGGCUAAGGAUGGCUAACUAGCCAGCAGUUUUGGCCAGCUACCGGCCCUUAUUCCUUGCCCUGAAAUUUUUUUGGCUAUAAUGAGGUUUCUUUAUAUCCAGGUUCUUUUUCAUAUGCUUUACUGUUACUGGGGUGAAGAAAAUCGUUCGUCAUACAGAGGACUUUUAAGUUAUUUAGGGGUUUGUUGUAUUGAGAUUCCAGUGUACAGUAAAACACAUCUUUAAGAACCUAGUGGUUUAAGAACCUGCCAGCAGAAAUUUGCCAUGUUAAUACGCAAAAAUAUAAGAACCUGUUUAGCCAAGCAAGAUGAAACAGGUUCAUGUGAGUUACAGUUUAAUUUAUUAUGAUAAACAAUUUAACCCCACUGUUUGACUUCAAGAAUGCAGAAUUACAUUGAUGCAAAAAAAUCUAGUUAGAUAUCAUUGGUAUGUUUAUUGUGUAAUUAGUUUUGUUAGGCUUGUGAAAAAGUAGUGCAUAUAGGACAAAAUUCAAGUUUAUUUAUUUUCCUGGUGAAUAUCAAUAACUGUAUCUCCUCAAUAGAAAAUAUUAAGCUGAUUAACAACCUACUUGGCCUGAAUUUCCAAUAACUACCCUAAAAUACAGGAACCUAUUUCACCGUCACCUUCCCAUUUCCAUCUCUCUAAGAGAGGAGAUGGGAACAAUACUUUUGUGGUCUAUAUUUAAUAAGGACCAAUCAUUAUGGGCCUUUACAAAUUAAUACAUGGUUUGCACAGUCUUGAAGUCAUGAAUUUUUGGGGAAGUCCUUGAAAAGUCCUUGUUACUUAUUUAAUAGAAUAUUUAAGAAGUUAACCUGAUACGUUGUAUAUACCUCCAGUUGUAAUUUUAGUCUUUUUUUCUAGUAACAAAAGCCCUGUGUUUGAGUUUGUGUGAGGGGUUUUUCUUACUGUGUGUUGUACUUGCAUUUCUUUUCUUUUCCUUUUUUCUUAAUGUGUAAUUUAAUAACGCCUUUAUUUAUAAUUUUUAUAGCUAUUUGCAGUGUAUAAAGUAUUGUUACAACUUUAUGGAUCUCGAGCAAAAUACAUUGUUGUAUAUUGUUGUUGUUGUUGAAUAUUUCCAUUUUUUCCUGGAAAUGUCCUUAAAUUUCUGUGUAAGUCCUUGAAUAGUCCUUGAAUGUUCUUAACUUUGAAUGUAUUGGCUUGGAAAGUGUUUUUUAAUGCUUUUUGGUCGUCCAAGACAGAAUAUAAAUCAUAGCUCAGCAAAUUAGUUAAAUGUGAUUUACCUAAAGUAUCUUUGUUUUUUUUUUCAGUAAUUAACUAGCAAUUUAAGUCAUUUAAGACAAGUGAACUGAAAAAUUUAGAGCAGUUGGUGGAGCAAAAAGUUCAAUCCUUAAAGUCCCGUUAGAAUGGACUGGAAUGUGCAUUUUUGUACAAUAAUCUGUGAAAUUACCUUCUUGGUAGGUGGUCCUUGGAAAGUCCUUAAAAAAUGGUUGCAAUGUAAGAUGACAAUUUUUGAUACAUGUAUAUAAGUUGAUAUGUUAAUUUCUAAGUUAUCCUUCCUUCUGUUUUUUCCAGCCCUUCCUGAUGCAAGUGUGGAUGUAGUAAUUGCUGCUCAAAGCUUCCACUGGUUUACAAACCGUGCUGCUCUAGAAGAAUUCCAUCGUGUUCUGGCCCCAAGGGGCUCAUUUGGCAUGGUUUGGGUUGUACUUGAUGACAUGGCCGCCAUAUGGUUGAAAGAGAUAACAAACUUUCUUUCUAUUUUAGAUGAGAACUAUGCUCUGUUUUUUCCUUUCAUGCAAGGGUGGAGAAAAGUGUUCACUGACCUCUCACAAGGCUUAUUUAGCUACCCAGAAGAAUGUAUAGACUUUAAGUAUUCUAGAACAAGUUCUUUUGAUCAUGCCUUCAAGAUGUUGUCAUCAUAUUCCCCGGUAGCAGGUGGGAGUGAAAAAGAUAAGAAAGAUUUCCAUGAUCUGUUUAAUGAUGUAACUAAAAGGCAUUUUAAAGAUAAGGGAAUUCCUUUAGAAACUAUUCCAUUUAAGUUUUACAUGUACUGGUGUACUAAGAAAAAUUAG